AUGGGAUUAGUUGAAUCAAAAGUCCAUGGACUCAUAUCACCAUCAUCCAGCCCACAGUAUAAUAAAUCACUUGAAACUGGAGCACAGGAACAAUUUCUUAAACAUGAUAGAAAUUAUGAAGUAGAAUUUGUACAAAACGAUUAUGGUGAUAAAAGAAAUAAGAACCCAACAAAUACUGGCAAGAAGCAUACAAUUCUGUGGAAACAUAUCAGUUAUACUAAUAGACCAAGCACAACAUACUAUUCGAUUGAUAAUUCCUUAGAAUGUGCUGAAGAACCAUCAUGCGUUACAGAUAACUUGAAAGAUUUAAAUUAUGAUGACCAAGUCAGUAAGAGCAGAAAACACGUUCCAGUCGACCUACACAAGAAACAGUGUCGCAUUUUUAAAAACCCGCCUCCUAACAAUGUUAACGAUAAUAUUGAUUCCGACUUAAACGAUGAUAAUUGGGAGGUAAUACAGGCCAAAUUAUUGAUGGAACAGCAUUCUUCAGAAGUAUUUUCAGGAAACAGUACAGACGUACAGUUAUCUGAAGAAUGUUCAGAACCACUUCGCAGAAGUUCAAAUCAUUGUCUAUUAAGUCAAACUUGUAGAUCUCAUCCAAAUUCACUAACACCAGAAAAAACAAGUCUUCUGCAGAAAGAUAUGAUUGAAUUUUGA
This is a messenger RNA of Trichobilharzia regenti, 657 nucleotides long. The record is from the annotation of a GenBank genome assembly. Lineage: Eukaryota; Metazoa; Platyhelminthes; Trematoda; Strigeidida; Schistosomatidae.